AUGAAGUCUUUCAUCGUUGCUACUCUGUUGGUUGCUGGCGUUCUUGCGGCCCCUUCAUCUGACGUGAAGGCCGUCAAACGUCAAAGCCAGCUUUGUCCUGGUGGCCUCGAGUCUACCCCCCAGUGUUGCGCUACUGAUGUGCUUGGCGUUGCCGACUUGGAUUGUGCGAACCCCUCCAGCCCUGUCACCGAUGCCCAGUCUUUCCAGGCUGCGUGCGCCGCCGUAGGCCAACGGGCUCGUUGCUGUGCCAUCCCAGUUCUUGGUCAAGAUUUGCUCUGCACGAGCCCAGUAGGCGUAUAA
Trichoderma aggressivum f. europaeum is the source of this 300-nucleotide messenger RNA. RefSeq names its product fungal hydrophobin. The record is from RefSeq and is a predicted model, not a curated record. NCBI's taxonomy places the organism in Eukaryota, Fungi, Ascomycota, Sordariomycetes, Hypocreales, Hypocreaceae. Bases 1 to 300 code for a protein of 99 amino acids. Gene Ontology annotation, cellular component: extracellular region. The transcript has 3 exons.